UGGACACUGGACACUUGAACACGGCGGCGGAAAUGUGCACCGGGAAGGAAUAUCUGGAGCUGGUCAGCUUGUUCGUGCAGGCCAAGCCUCCCAAGUCCCAAGAGCUGAGGCCUUGCCACCAGCAUGAGCUGCUCCUGCAACUUCUCGGCCGCCGCAAGGAGCCGCUAACCAAGGGACAACUGGCGGAUCUACUCUGGAACGUGACCAGUGGACCAACGAAGAGGAAGAAGUCCUCGAAGGGCAGGAGGCAGUGUGGCGGCAUGGAGCAGCAGCAGGAAACGGAGCCCACCGAUAUCGAAGUGGUGUUUGGCUGCCGCGAGAAGACGCCACCCUCGUCCAUUGGCCACCGAGGCUGGGGAAGAUCACGCAUCGAGUGGCUGCGCCAGCUGGAGGCCCAGCAAAUGCAAUGCUACCACGCCUGGCAGGAGCGGGCAGCCAGAGUCCAGGCAGGUAGCGCCACUGCCCACAAAAAGGACAAGGAAGAGAAACCCAGGAGCAGAAGGAAGCUGCCGAGCCUCUGGGCCCUGAUGCCCUUCAGCUGUGGCUGGGACCUCGCCCACGAUGCCAGCUGCCAGGACGUGACCCACCGCAAGAAGAGAUGAGUUUUCGACCAGCCUGCACUUUGAUUUCGAUUUGCCGAGCGCGCCGGGACCGCAAUUAAAUUCGUCUGCAGACACAACUCUCGACAAGUGCCAGUUGCCAGUUGCCAAAGUUGCAUUCUGCGGCUGACGAGGGGUACUCGUCUGUUCUGAUUCCCUUAGCCCAGUCACGGCCUAAUUUGAUGAAUUCGUCAAGUGCCAACUCGAAGACCAAGUUUUUGGGCGCCAAUUGAAAUCGGCGCGAUGCUCGAAGUUGGCCUUUCAACCAGGCAUUGAGUGCAUCAACUUUAAAGUAGCGAUUUAAGACAGUAGAAAAGGGUUUUAAUUUUUAUUUAGAUACCGAAAGUUCAAUUAAAUUGUUUGGCAAACUGAAA
Drosophila takahashii is the source of this 973-nucleotide messenger RNA. RefSeq lists its product as uncharacterized. NCBI's taxonomy places the organism in Eukaryota, Metazoa, Arthropoda, Insecta, Diptera, Drosophilidae. The record is from RefSeq and is a predicted model, not a curated record.